UUCAUGACGUCGGUGAGCGAAGAGGUCGCGCGCUGCCGCCUCCGCCUGUGUUGUGUUUUGUUUCUUGCUAGCAAAAAAUUAAUUUUAUUUCACUGUUUUAUUUUAAUAGUUUUGUGAUAAAUAAAAAUGGAGUACGAACCAGAUGAUCCAUUAAUGGAACACCUUAUCUCGAAACCUUUAGAUUUCGAACGACUGCAAGAGGAAAUCAAGGAGAACCGUCGUCGGCUGCCGCCGCUGGGGCCGGGCUGGCUGGUGCUGGGCUGCGUGCUGGCCGCGGCCGCGCCGCUGCUGCUGCAGAUGCACCACGACCGCCUGCCCACACCCCUCACCCGUGGGGAUGCGCCGCCCACCAGAUUCUGCGCUGAGAUAGCCAAGGAACACCUUCACAACCUCACUGCUAUUGGACCAAGGGUGGCGGGUUCAUACGAGAACGAGGUGCUGGCGGUGACCACGCUGGUGGCCACGCUGCGGCGCCUGCGCGCGGGCGCGGCGCCGCACCACCGCCUCGACAUCGACGUGCAGCGCGCCUCCGGGAACUUCUCCAUCGACUUCCUUGACGGCAUGAACAACGUGUACCGCUCGGUGCAGUCCGUGGUGGCGCGCGUGUCGGCGGCCGGCGCGCCCCCCGCCCCCGCGCCCGCCCCCCGCGAGGCGCUGCUGCUCAACUGCCACUACGACACCGUGCCCGACAGCCCGGGCGCGAGCGACGACGCGGCGGGCUGCGCCGUGCUGCUGGAGGUGCUGCGCGCGCUGCUGGCCCGCCGCUCCCCGCUGCGCCGCGCCGCCGUGUUCCUGUUCAACGGCGCCGAGGAGAACAUCAUGCAGGCCUCGCACGCCUUCAUCACCCAGCACAAAUGGGCGCGCGAGGUGCGUGCGUUCAUCAACAUCGAGGCGUGCGGCGCGGGCGGCCGCGAGGUGCUGUUCCAGGCCGGCCCACACGACCCCUGGAUCAUGGAGGUGUACGGCGCGGUGGUGCCGCACCCGUACGCGUCGUCGGUGGCGCAGGAGCUGUUCGAGGCGCGCCUCGUGCCCGGCGACACCGACUUCCGCAUCUUCCGCGACUUCGGGAACCUCUCCGGCGUGGACCUGGCGUGGUCGUCGAACGGCUACGUGUACCACACGGCGCUGGACGCGGCGGCGCGCGUACCCGCGGGCUCGCUGCAGCGCACCGGCGACAACGUGCUCGCGCUGGCCCUGGGCAUGCUGAACCACGAGGCGAUGUCUUUACCUACGGCGCGGGUGGGCCCGGGCGUGUUCUUCGACGUGGCGGGGCUGCGCGUGCUGCAGCUGGCGCCCGCCGCCGCCGCCGCCGCCGCGGUCGCGCUGCUGCUGCUCGCGGGGGUCAGGGUCCACUUCACCGCGCGCGAUGCGCAUAGACAGUUGUUCAUCCGCCGCAGCGAGUGGUGGUGGAUAGCAGCGCGGGCGGCGGCGCGGCAGGCGGCGGGCGCGGGCGCGGGGCUGGCCGCCGCCGCCGCCACCGGGCUCACGCUUCACGUGUUUGACGCACGCCUCGCCUGGUACAACACGCCGGUGCUGGUGGGCCCGCUGUUCGCGCUGCCGGCGGUGCUGGGCGCCUGGCACGUGGCGCUGGGCGGCGCGGGCGGGCGGCUGGCGGCGGCGCGCGGCUGGGCGGCGCGUGCGGCGGGCGAUGCGCUGGCGCUGCAAUCCGCUGCCGCGCUGGCCGCGUGCCUGCUGCUGCGCAUGCGCGCCGGCUUCCUGCCCGCCGCCGCCGUCGCCGCCGCCGCCACCGACAUACUGCCCAGCAUCUGGAGGUUCAAAGACGGCGCGCGCUGGGCGGUGCACUUCUUGGCGUGGCUGCUGCCGGCGCUGCUGGCGGUGGACCUGGCGCUGGGCUCGCUGCAGAUGUUCAUCCCCGUGCUGGGCCGCGCGGGGGACGCCGCGCCCGCAGACGUGGUGGUGGCGCUGGCGUCGGGCGCGCUGGCGCAGGGCGUGUGCGCCUCGCUGCAGCCGCUCGUGCUGCUCACGAGGAACCCGCAGCCGCUCAUGCGGGGCCUGUGGGCGCUGAGCGCGGUGUCGCUGCUGCUGGUGCUGAGCACGUCGCUGGGCAUGCCGUACUCGCCGCAGCGGCCGCAGCGGCUCAUGCUGUUCCACACGCGGGUCACGGAGCACGGCCGCGCCGCCGACACCGACCACUUGUACUGGCUGCCGGCCACUGAUGCUAAUACGUACACGUACCUGCAGAAGUACUCUAGGCUCAGAGUCCGUGAGCUGCGCGAGCUGGUGCCCAUGUCAGAAGAAGAGUGCUCGGCGCGGCUGUACUGCGGCGCGCCGUACUACCUGCCCGUGCGCGGGCUGCUGCCGCGCGCGCUGUGGCUGCCCGCGCCCGAGCCCCCCGCCGCGCGCCUCGCCGCCGCGCCGCGCCUCGCCCGCCGCCGCCGCGCCGCCACGCUCGCGCUCACGGUAGAUGGGCCGGCGCACGUGGUGGCGGUGGUGUCGCCGGCGGCGGGCGUGCGGGCCUCCCGCUGCUCGCUGCUCGCCGCCCCCCCGCGCCCCGCCGCGCGCUGGGGGCAGCGACACACAUACUUCUUCAUGCUGUUUGAUGCUGCCCUCGGACACAACGGCACCGCGCACUGGGACUUCACCAUAGAUCUCGAGAUGGAGCCGUGGCUGCAGGAGGAGCCGGAGUCGUGGGUGUCGCUGUCGCUGGCGGGGCACGCGCUGGCGGGGGCGCGGGGCGCGGGGCACGCGGCGCUGCUGCGUGCGCUGCCCGAGUGGACGCAGCCCACCGGCUGGCCCGUCGACCUGCAUCUGUACGAGCUCUAGCGCCUCCCGCCAUGACGUGACACUAACGGCAUCUAGUGGCGUCGCUGCGUCGUGAGUACAGCGGCUCACUAGCGACAUCUAGCGAGUGGCGUCGUGAGUACAGCGGCUCACUAGCGACAUCUAGCGAGUGGCGUCGUGAGUUGAGCGGCUCACUAGCGACAUCUAACGAGUGGCGUCGCUGCGUUGCGAGUAAAGCAGCACGAACUAGUGACAUCUAGCGAAUGACGUCACAGGGUCGUGAGUGCGGCGGCUGACUAGCGACAUCUAGUGACACUGCUGUGGCAUAACAAAGUGCAAGUUAUAAGAGAUUGUAACAGCUCACUUUAGCGCCACAAAUAAGUAAUUUUAUUUGGUGCUCAUGUUGAAUGCAAUUGGGAUAAUUAUAAAUUUUAAUUGUGUAUUUAUUCACGACGUAAUUCUACAAACAUGACUUUAUUGUUUUUUUUUAUUUAUUUGCUUAGUGAGCAAUGCAAUGCUAGAGAAUAUUCGAUAGGUAGCUAAUUUUACUGGAUAAUAAUAUUUUAAUAAUAUGCUUUAUCAUUCCAAUGGUAGAGAGGCCUUUUUAAUUAUCAAUUAAUUUGAUGGAUGAUGGUAGUACAAAAGGUACCUACGUAUUAUUUAUUCAGAAGACAAUUUAUGAAAUUUAAUGAAUAUUAAAAUAUUUUAUUGCCACUGUAAUAUUUCAGCUUUGCUGUCAGAUUGAAAUAAUUGAUAAUUAAUAAUUAAUAUAUUGUUUGUUUUAGAAUUUAUCGUGCCUCGAUUGAGAUUAAGACAUUAUUUAAAUUUUAAUUAAUUAUCGAUGUUGAUUCUCUAGGCUCACAUUCUAAUUUUAAAUUUUGUGCCUUCAGAAUCAACAUCUUUGCUAAAAUAUUGUGCUUAGUCAGCUUAGCUAGCCAUCUGGGGCUGCAGAUUAUUGAUGAUCGGGUGAGAUUAGCCAUAGUAGGAACCGUAGAACAAUCAUGGGCAAGGAAUGCCGUCCCAACUGGCUGGCUGAAGUAAACGAGCUAUACUAAUGCUACUAUUCACACGCACACAUAUCAGUAAGACGUAGUACAAUAUUUAAAUAAGUGUACUUAAAGGUUAAUAAGUCCGGUCGCUAUAAGCGCAGCAAAAAAUAAAAUAGAAAUAUUCUAUUCUUGUUUUUUUCUGUGCUGAAUGGAGACCGGCCUUUAGUUAGAAAUAAUAAGAAUUUCUUAGGGAAAAAAUUAAGUUUUAAACUUGAAUUAACUUAUAAUAAAUAUGGCAUUAAGUAAAGUGUCAAAUAUUUGUAUUGUGUUACGUUAUAAAUUUUAUUGUAUUGUGAAAGUUCAACCUCCAUGUACCAAAUGAUGUUUUAUGACAAAAUAUUGAUAAAUGUACGAGUCUGUUUGAGAGUGAGGUGUGGGUAUAUCAAAAAACUAGUUGGCAAAAGUAAAGCACAGUCGCUAAGCCCAGGUCAAAACGGUCAUAGCCGGUCGGUAAGCAAUGACCGUUUUUCCCUGUGCUUAGCGACCGUGCUCUAGUAGGUAAGUACCUAGUUAUCUGGGAUAACCUCGCGAGAGAGAUAUGGGCGGGCGGGGUGCCUGGCGGCCAUGCAGGCAGUCAACUCUUCCUCCACUUCUCUCAACUCUGCCAAGUGGUUUGUCAGAUAAAGUUAAUCUUAGACCCAAAAAUAAAGUUAUUUAUUACCGUGUAUAUUUCGAGCAUACCUACAUUGUUUUAUUUUCUUGCCGGAAUAUUUGUAAGAAGAUUUGUUUAGUUUUGUUUUGCCUGAGGCAACCUUUUUAUUAGUUAGUGUUAUUUUUUAUGUUGACGGCGACAACACCAAUGAAUGAAUAAUUGUGAUCUAAAUAAGCAAUAAUUAAUAACUAUGUAGCUAGUUAUAAUCAAUAGAUAGAGAUAGUUGACCAUUUAAAUUUCAAAUAUUAUUAAGUAUCUAAUGUUUCAUUUGACUGUGUAUUCACUGGUGAGCGAAAAUUAUACAUAGGUAAGUGAUAAUGAUUAUGUACUUUGAUGCAAUGCAAAGGAUGUCGUAUUCAGAAUGUUGUGCUUUUUGUUAAUACAAUAAAACGUUAGUUGUUAAA
Plutella xylostella (diamondback moth) is the source of this 4847-nucleotide messenger RNA. RefSeq names its product endoplasmic reticulum metallopeptidase 1. Gene Ontology annotation, molecular function: metalloexopeptidase activity. Gene Ontology annotation, biological process: proteolysis. Lineage: Eukaryota; Metazoa; Arthropoda; Insecta; Lepidoptera; Plutellidae. The record is from RefSeq and is a predicted model, not a curated record.